This is a messenger RNA of Uranotaenia lowii, 1128 nucleotides long. RefSeq names its product dystrophin-like. NCBI's taxonomy places the organism in Eukaryota, Metazoa, Arthropoda, Insecta, Diptera, Culicidae. Gene Ontology annotation, biological process: synaptic signaling. Gene Ontology annotation, cellular component: plasma membrane. Gene Ontology annotation, molecular function: zinc ion binding. The record is from RefSeq and is a predicted model, not a curated record.
AUGAAAUUGCUCCACAUUGCCAUGGACGAGAGACAAAAGAUUUUACUGGCCAAUGGUGCGAACCAAUCGACAGCAGUGGAUGCAGAUGGCAACAAGUCUAUCACACAUGGAGGUAUCAGCACCGGCACAAUUGGCGCGGUGCCAAAUUUAGCCACAACCGUGAAACCUCCGUGGGAAAGAGUAACGACCCCCGCCAAUGUGCCUUAUUACAUGAUAGAGCUAAUGAAAUCGCUUGCAGAUUUGAACGAAGUUCGAUUUUCCGCCUACAGAACAGCACUCAAACUACGCACGGUGCAAAAAAGAUUAGCGUUCGAUCGUAUCGCGAUGAACGUGGCCAUAGAAACUUUCGAUCGUCACGCUUCGCGAGCACAAAACGAUAAGUUAAUUGAUAUACCGAAUAUGACAACAGUGCUGCAUUCGUUGUACAUAACCAUCGAACCAAUCAAAAUGCCUUUGAUGCUUGAUUUGGCUAUCGAUUGGAUUCUCAACGUCUAUGACUCGCAACGCACCGGUCAAAUUCGGGUUCUUAGUUUUAAGGUUGGCCUAAUACUCCUCAGCAAGGGUCACCUGGAGGAGAAGUAUCGAUAUUUGUUCCGCUUGAUUGCAGAUUUAGGCAAAAAGAUCGACCAACAACGUAAGCUUAUAUUGUUGUUGCAUGAUUGCAUCCAAGUACCGCAACAACUGGGUGAGGUGUCCAACAUUGAACCCUACGUGCGGUCGUGUUUCGAACGGGUGGGUACCAAUCAGAACGGGGAGCCGCUGGAAACAGCAAUCGAAGCACAGCAUUUCCUCAACUGGUUGCAGCACGAGCCGCAAAGUUUGGUGUGGCACCGUUUGGUAGCGGCAGAGGCGGCAAAACAUCAAGCCAAAUGUAACAUUUGCAAAGAGUAUCCGAUUGUGGGAUUCCGGUACCGUUGUUUGAUGUGUUUUAAUUUCUAUAUGUGUCAAAGAUGUUUCUUCCUCGGAUGCAAUGCCAAAAAUCACAAACUCUCACAUCCAAUGCACGAGUAUUGUACAAUGAAUUAUUUGAUGGUGUUUGCUAUACGAGUUAGGAAGUUUGCAAUAGUUUUGGAGAACCUCAACGAUGGCGAUUGCAUCCACAUCUUCAAAGAUGUGGAUGACACCUAG